Messenger RNA from Plasmodium gonderi, 1374 nucleotides. RefSeq names its product mitochondrial inner membrane protein OXA. Gene Ontology annotation, biological process: protein insertion into membrane. Bases 1 to 1374 code for a protein of 457 amino acids. Gene Ontology annotation, molecular function: membrane insertase activity. Lineage: Eukaryota; Apicomplexa; Aconoidasida; Haemosporida; Plasmodiidae. Gene Ontology annotation, cellular component: membrane. The record is from RefSeq and is a predicted model, not a curated record. The transcript has a single exon.
AUGAACUUCGUCUAUUUACAAAUUAAGCUGCAUAAUGGAAUUUUAAAAAAAAACUCUCUAAAUACAUUUUCUUGUAGCAGUGCUUUCAAAAGAAGUAACCAUGGGUGGUGCAUAAGAAGUACAAGUUAUAAACAUAAUAAUAGCACAUAUGACAAAAAAUUAAAAAAUGUGAAUAAUAUUACUAUCGGGGAACAUUUUGUCCAUUCUCGAUAUUUUUCGUAUCAAUCGAACAUUGUCACAUGUUGUGAUGAAACAAAUUCAAAGAGGAAAAAAGAAAAGGAUGAAGGAGAUAACCCCAUUGGCACCUCAACACAGGAUGACGAAAAGAUAUAUAACAUAUAUAAAAAUGGGGAAGAAACACUAGUAUCGUUAAAAAAGGACAAAACUGAAGAAAUAUUGAGUAAUGAUCUUUUCCAAGAAGUGGACAAUACUGAGAAUCUCCCACCAUACACUCAUUUCAUCAUCGAAAAGUGCAAACUUAAUACAAAACAUGAUGUAGACGAUUAUGAAAGUUCUUGGUAUGUUGAACUUGUAUAUGAAUUGCUAAACUGUACAAAAAUUAUGUUCGAUUGCUCAUGGAUGACAUCGAUCGUAGGAACAACUCUAUUUAUGAGAAUAAUAAUUUUACCACUAACUGUAUCAGCAGAAAGGGACAGGAGAAAGCAGAAAAUAUUAAACCCAUUAAUAAAGGAAUUAACAAAUAAAUUAAAAAGUAAUGCACAAGAUGGAAAUGUAAAAAGGGCUCUUGAAUUUAAAAAAAAAAUUCUCAACAUUAGAAACACACAUGGAAUAUCUUUAAUACCUAAAUCGAUUAUAUUAAUGGCAUGCUUUCAAACACCAUUAUUUUUUAUAUUUUAUUUUUCUAUGAAAAAAAUGGCAUCUUAUCCAGAAAUUUUUAAAGAAUUUACUUUUGAAUCUCCACUAUGGCUUGAUAGCUUAUCUCUACCAGAUCCUUAUUACAUAUUACCCUUCCUUUCAUCCCUCUUAUUAUUAUCAAAUAACGAAUUAACAGCAUUGAUUGACAAAACAUUGAGCAAUAGUAAAUUGAAAUAUACAUACACAGAUGAAAGUGAUUUUCAAAAAAAAAUGAAAGAAAUCUCCCUAAUAGCUAUGAGGCUAUUCUAUAUAUCAUCCUUAUUUUUUUUUAAGUCUAUGCCAUCUGGGUUACUCCUCUAUUUGAUCACCAAUACCUUCUUUCAAUUACUCACUACCCAAAUUUGUAAACUCAAAAUUGUUGAAAGGUUUUUGGACUUACCUCCACUAUAUUCCAGGGGCUUAUCCAUGCAGAAGGAUGGGAAACCGACCGAUUAUUUCGAUUCCAGACGAAAAAAGGGUGUUCACAUGAACGACUUAUUACAAGAUAAGUUCAUGUAA